CUGCGCUCGCUGAGAGAACUGUGCGGCGAAAGCGGGCUUGUACCCACCAGGUACAGGUUGUCGGGACUGGCCAGGGUUGGGACAGAUCCACCUUGCGCUGGUGGAUUUGCCGACGUAUAUCGGGGGACCUUCAAUGGCAAAUUUGUGGCUCUGAAGUUCAUGCGACUGCACGUCAGGGAGAGGAAAUCGUUCAUGAAGGUGUUCUGCAGGGAGGCCGUCGUCUGGAAACGACUGAAUCACCCUCAUAUCGUUCCCUUCAUCGGCAUCGAACCGUCGUACCAAGCGUGUAUCGUGUCGGAAUGGAUGGAGCAUGGCGAUGUCAUUUCGUAUCUCGAAAGUCACCCGCAUGCGAAUCGCGUUCAACUCAUCACGGACAUCGCUCGUGGCUUGGAGUACAUGCAUGUCAGCGGUCUCGUUCACGGGGAUCUCAAAAGCCGCAAUGUCCUUGUUGACAACCUUGGGUAUGCGCGUCUCAGUGACUUUGGUCUCGCCACGACAGUUUUUGGUACCACCUCUUUGGCGCCGACGGCUGGGUCGUCAGCAAAUUGGGGCUCGUUCCGUUACAUGGCCCCUGAGUUGUCCGAUAUUGCGGCAAAGGAUAAGAGGUUAACGUCGAAGUCUGACGUGUAUGCGUUUGGUAUGACCGCAUGGGAGAUUUUCACUGAGAGGCGCCCGUUCUACGAUAUCCCACACGAGCUUGUGGUUCUUCUCCAAGUUCGCGACGGCAAGCGACCAGAGCGUCCUCUUCAUGCACCAGGUCUGGACGAUUUCAUCUGGAGUAAUGUCAUCAGCUCCUGCUGGGUAGCACGUCCGUCUAAGCGACCUCGGAUCUCGGAAGUA
Punctularia strigosozonata HHB-11173 SS5 is the source of this 840-nucleotide messenger RNA. Its product is annotated as kinase-like protein. The record is from RefSeq and is a predicted model, not a curated record. The annotation marks the transcript as partial. Gene Ontology annotation, molecular function: protein kinase activity; ATP binding. The transcript is spliced from 5 exons. Gene Ontology annotation, biological process: protein phosphorylation. Lineage: Eukaryota; Fungi; Basidiomycota; Agaricomycetes; Corticiales; Punctulariaceae.